Molecule: messenger RNA, 2286 nt
Organism: Aplysia californica (California sea hare)
Lineage: Eukaryota; Metazoa; Mollusca; Gastropoda; Aplysiida; Aplysiidae
Product: protein NipSnap
Exons: 10
Coding region: 39-911 (290 amino acids)
Cellular component (GO): mitochondrion
Source: RefSeq, a predicted model, not a curated record
AAAAUAUCGCUUUUCUCGAGGGUAAAAAAUCAGCAAAGAUGGCGGGCCUGUGCAAAACAUUUUGGAGUAGACCUCUGCAGUCUACAUUUUCUUUAGCCUGCAAGCUCCCUGAAGCUUCUUUGACUCUAAGGUUGAGAUGUCUGCACUCCUCCACGACGUUGCUACGUAAUUCAGACGAUGAUGAACCGAAGGGUUGGUUCAGCAGGCUCAGAAAGACGGCACAGCCUGACCAGUCUCACUCAAUGGCCUUAUCCAACAAAGACACUGUUUAUGAGCUGCAGUUUCAUGGAGUGAAGCCAGAAUGCAUGGAAGAUUACCUUAAUCAAUUCUCAACUUUUCAGCAGCUGAUGAGAGAUAAGGGCACUGGUGCAGAGUUAGUGGGCAGCUUCACUGUGGAAAUUGGUGAUCAAGAUGAAGCCGUUCACAUGUGGCAGUAUCCAGGUGGCUAUCCAGUCUUGAAUAACGCUAACAUGAUCUACAGAACGGACAGUGAUUUUGUAGAAUUUCGCAAGCAGAGGAACGCCAUGUUGAGAUCACGACGCAACCAAAUUCUUCUGGCUUUCAGCUUUUGGCCUGCCAUCCAGCCCCGAGAUCCCUCCCACAUAUACGAGCUCAGAAGUUACACUCUUAAGCCAGGCACAAUGUACGAAUGGGGAAAUUGCUGGGCUCGGGGACUCCAAUAUAGAAGAUCAUCUCAAAAUGAACCAGUAGGCGGAUUUUUGUCCCACAUAGGUGAACAAUACAAUGUGCACCACUUCUGGGCUUAUAAAGAUCUGCAGACGAGGAAAGAGACAAGAGAGGCUGCCUGGGGCCGCCCAGGAUGGGACGAGUGUGUCUCCUACACAGUGCCACUGAUCCGCCACAUGAAGUCAAGGAUCCUGAUCCCCACCCCGUUCUCCCCCCUCCAGUAACAGCGACCACUGUUUCUCAGACGAGGAGGGAUGGGUAGAGAGAGAUGGCUGACACCGGACUGCUUCGUGCGACAGGCCUUCCAUCCAUGUGUGAUGUUAUUAGUUGAAGAGUUAUGUUACCGGUACCCGUUUGUUUAUGGUGAGAGUGUGUUUAAAAGAGUCUUUUUUUCUGUUUGAAAUGAAAGAAAGAGUGGUUUGGGAUGCCUUCCUUGUUUAUGUAGGCGACGUUUGCGUGAGAACUCUUUGGUGAUUUUGCAUGCCCGUCGUAUGCACGAAGUUUUCUGGAGGAUCGUGAAUAGUUUUAAAGCCAAGUGUUUCCCCUCUCCUUUGAUUUUAAAUUUGCUUUAUGAUUUAAGUGUUUUUAUGCUUCCGAUAUACGGUAUUUUGCUUUUUAUUCGUUUGUUGUUUUUUUACCCCAACUGACAGUCUUCAUCGUGCCUGAGGGCGUAUUUGUAUCUGUAUUUUGGUGUGACACAGAUUUCUGUGAUAAUGGGUAAAGCAGAGUAUGAUACCAUAGCGUUUCUGUCUGGUAAAGGGUUUGAUAGUGUUUCCUGUCCUGUCCCAAAUUUUGAUGUAAUAAAAAACUCCAGGUCCAGACUGGUAAUUCACAGAAUCACGAUGAUGAAGUGAAUGCAAACUAAAUGAAUGUGGCACAUGAUACGGAUGGGAUGCACCUGGGGCUUCCACUUUUGUCUAUUUCGGUCAUGGCAAAGGUCACUCUUUUGUCUAGUGCUCAGAGGAUGAACACGGUGAUGGUUUUAUCCUCUUCUGGUUUUUGUUUGGGUUUUUUUUCUGUUUAUUUUAACCAUGCGUGUGAGGAUUCUGUUUGUUCUUUUUGCCAAAGAGUAAAGAUCUAACAUGUUCUUGCACUCUGCAAUGUUGCCUGCAAGGGUAGGAUAUUUGAAAGGUAGCCAACUUUUGUUUAGGUUGCUUGUGUCAAAAAGCAGCGUGUUGGAGUUUUUGAGCAGGGAAAUCCGAAAUGUAAUUCUAUGUUUGAUAUUUGAAUGGCAGUAUUCUGUAAUGGCAAUAUGAGAAGGCUUGUUUGGAGAUUCUACAUGCAUAGAUAUUUUCCGCUCAAGUUCUAGAUAACUGCAAUUUUGAGUUUCAUGUUGGUGGAUUAACACGUACGGUAGUAAGCAUUACUUAUUGUUGUUGUGAGCCAUAUUUUUAGUGGUUGCUUUGUUACUUAUUCCCCAACUACCGUUAUAUAUCAAGGUUUAGAAUUGUGGGGUUAAAAAAUCUGUGUAAGAGGAAUGUUCAUUUUUUUUCAUGUUAUUUGUCAAGUAUUGUUAUUGAGAUAAUGUACAAUAUAAACAACACAAGAAAUAUAUGGUGAAAUGUGCUGAAUAAAACUGAUUUGAGAUUAAAAAUCAAU